Pseudophryne corroboree (corroboree frog) is the source of this 3148-nucleotide messenger RNA. It is a transcript of the gene NOP14, whose product is annotated as NOP14 nucleolar protein. Gene Ontology annotation, biological process: maturation of SSU-rRNA. The transcript is spliced from 18 exons. The record is from RefSeq and is a predicted model, not a curated record. Bases 176 to 2764 code for a protein of 862 amino acids. Gene Ontology annotation, cellular component: nucleolus; small-subunit processome; Noc4p-Nop14p complex. Lineage: Eukaryota; Metazoa; Chordata; Amphibia; Anura; Myobatrachidae.
UGGUUUACAACAAUCAGUGUCUCCAUGGUAACAAGGCAGCUAGCCGGCCGACCAUCGAGUCCGGAAGCGGAGAGCGCGGUGGGUAGAGCGGCAGGAGCUGCUGAAGUUCUGGGGUGCUGGAGGACACACGUGGGUUACUGUGCUGCUUGUGCGUCUGCUAGUGAUCCGCGGUAACAUGGGGAAGAAGAAGCCUUCGGCAGCGGCCGCCGUGCGGCUCAGCAAAGCCCGUAGCGAGGUUCGUGGCAACCCGUUCGAGGUGAAGGUGAACAAGCAGAAGUUCACAGUGCUGGGCAGGAAGGUGAAGCACAACGUGGGGCUGCCGGGGGUGUCCCGCUCCAAGUCGCUGAAGAAGCGCAAGGAUACUCUUCUUAAAGAGUACCAGCAAAGGGGAAAGACCAGUGUAUUCCACGAUAAGAGAUUUGGAGAAUAUGACACGAAAUUAACUCCAGAAGAGAAGAUGAUGAAGAGAUUUGCUCUAGAACGACAGAGAAAUGUUGGUAAGAAAGCCGUAUACAACUUGAAUGAAGAGGAGGAAUUGACUCAUUACGGACAGUCCCUGGCUGCACUGGAGAGGCUGAAUGAUGCCGUGGACAGUGAUAGUGAUACGGAGGAACGUGGUGCUUUGUCAGCCGAGUUAACGUCUGCACAUUUCGGGGGUGGCGGGCUCCUCAGGAAGAAGGCUCCAUCUGACCAAAAAGACGAGGAAUCCGAGAAGCCAAAAACACGAAAAGAGCUGAUAGAUGAGCUGAUUGCAAAAUCCAAGCUGGAGAAGAGGGAACGGCAGAGUCAAAGAGAAAAGACGCUGGAGUUAACGGAAAAGCUUGACAGCGACUGGAAGGCAAUACAGGAGCUACUUUCUCACAAGAGGCCUAAAUCUGAGAGGAAGGUGGAGGCUGAGUUACCAAAGCCCAAUGAUUACGACAAGAUAGUCCGUGAGCUUGGCUUUGAGAUGAAGGCUCAGCCUUCGGACCGUAUGAAAUCUGAAGAGGAGAUUGCGAAGGAAGAACAGGAGCGACUGCAGAAACAAGAGGCUGAGCGGCUCCGGCGCAUGCGAGGGGAGAACAAGACGAAGAAGAAGCCCAAACACAUCUCUGCCGAUGAUUUAAUGGAUGGAUUCGUACUGGAUAAUGACGAUCGCCUGAUGCUGUCCUAUAAGGACGGUAAGAUGAACCUUCCAGAGUCAGAAGACAAAGGGGAAGAGAAAGUUGGCGGUGAGGAUGAAGAUGGCGAUGAGGGUACUGAUGCAGUGGAUGGUGACAGUGAUGCCUCAGAAGAGGAAGAUGGCGAUAGUGAGGAGGAAGGCUCAGAAGAAAGUAACGCAUCGGACAAUUACUCUGACCUGGAGUCUAAUGCAGGUAGCGAGGAAGAGGAUGAAGAGGUGCAAGUAAAAACUAAAAAGAAGAAAAACCAGGGCAAACAAAAGGAAGCCAAGGAAUCUACUUCCCAGCUUCCAUUCACAUUUGAUGCCCCGGAGUCGUAUGAGAGUUUUCAGUCUCUGCUGAGUGGGAAGUCUGCUGAGGAGCAGCUCGUCAUCCUGGAGAGGAUUCAGAAGUGUAACCACCCGAGUCUGGCUGAGGGGAACAAGACCAAACUACAGAAACUCUUUGGUUUUCUUCUGGAUUAUAUCAUGGACUUGGCUGGCCAGGAAACACCUGAUCUGUGCACUGUUGACAAGAUGAUCAUCCCCCUGUACAACUUGUGUCAAAUGUUUCCGGAAGCUGCAGCUAAAUGUGUGCGGGAUGCUUUGCAGGACAUUGCUCGUACCUUGGAUGAGAUGGUUGAAUCCAAAGGCCGUACCGCCUAUCCAGCAUUACAUGUGCUCCUGUACUUCAAGAUUACAGCCAUUUUAUUCCCCACCUCUGAUUUCUGGCACCCAGUCGUCACCCCAGCCGUAACUGUGAUGAGCCAGUUACUGACGAAGUGUCCUGUGUCGUCGCUAGAAGAUGUUGCUGCUGGCCUGUUUAUCUGCUGCAUGUUCCUGGAGUACGUGUCUCUGUCUCGGAGGUUUAUACCAGAGUUGAUAAACUUCCUCCUGGGAAUCCUUAACUUGGCAACCCCACGCCAAGCCUCCGUGGGUUACGUUAUUGUUCCUCCAUUUAAACUCCAUGGGAAAUCUUCCGAACUACUGUUGCUGGAGAGUACAGCUGGUGUAGAGUCCUGGGUGAAGACCAGCCUGCCACUGACGGCAAUAAGUGGCCUGAGCACCAAGAGCAAAACGGAGAUCAGUCAUUUUAAGCUGACGUGUGUGGCGGUGAGUUUGGACCUGGUAAGGAGAUGUGUGGACAUGUAUAAAUCUAUGCCAGCUUUCCAAGAGACAUUUAAUCCUAUCGCAAAGCUUAUCCGUGAGCAUCUACCGCGAGUCGCCUAUCCUCAGGGAAUCCAGGAUUUGUGUGACAAUAUACUGGACGAAAUUGAGAAAUACAGCAAGAAACCCUACACACCUCUUAUGUUUGAGAAACAGAUGCCAGUCGCAAUGAAAAUGUUCACCCCCAAAGUUAUGCCCGUGCUGGAGUUCGGCAAGAAGCAGGGAUGUAACAGAGUGGAGCGAGAGAGGAAGAAACUGAUUCACAAACACAAGCGGGAGUUUAAGGGGGCCGUUCGGGAAAUACGCAAAGACAACCAGUUCCUGGCUAGAGUGAAACUCUCCGAAAACAUGGAGAGGGACGUGGAGAGGAAGAGGAAAGUGAAGGACCUGUUCAAUAGUCUGUCAGCGCAGGAGGGUGAAUGGAAGGCCAUGAAGAGGAGCAAAAUUAAGUGGAAGUAGCGAGGACUGUACAUGGCCAGGGUUAUGGAGAAGACCUUCUCUAUGAUGCCAGCCUGUGACAGACUGGUUUAUCUGCUGUCUGCCCCGGUCUGUGGGCAGUUUAUGAUUUUCUUUCCAUUUUAUGGGAACAAUUAUUGUAAUGGUUUUUCAAACUCUUUUUAAUAUUUUUAGUGGGGUCAUUAGAUACCUGGAAAUGUGUUGUAUAAUGGGACAGUGCAGCCUGGGAAACGGCGUUUAUACCCAUUGUAUACACCAGGGGCUCUUCCUGCGGAGAAGGGGCUUCAUAUAACAGCUGGUUUGUAAUGUGGUGCGUAACACGCAGAAAAUACGAGGUUUCCACUUUUUGCGGAACUUAUUAAAAUGACUGACUUUUCUUGUGAAGAA